This is a messenger RNA of Schizosaccharomyces japonicus yFS275, 1481 nucleotides long. Its product is annotated as uricase. Gene Ontology annotation, biological process: urate catabolic process. Gene Ontology annotation, cellular component: peroxisome. Gene Ontology annotation, molecular function: urate oxidase activity. The record is from RefSeq and is a predicted model, not a curated record. Bases 414 to 1295 code for a protein of 293 amino acids. NCBI's taxonomy places the organism in Eukaryota, Fungi, Ascomycota, Schizosaccharomycetes, Schizosaccharomycetales, Schizosaccharomycetaceae. The transcript has a single exon.
UGGUGCUGUAUGCAGCUAAGUGCUUGAAACCAAUAGUUGUGACGUAUUAUAAGAGAUACGUGAGGACGUUCGAUAAGCAAUGUGCUGGCUUGUUUAGAAGUCUAUCUAUUCGAAAUAUAGAGAUGAUAUUGAAAUGCUUUCUCUGUAGUGACCAAUGCAUUGGCUAGAAUUUGGUUUAUAAUCUUCUAAGACAGAAGCGAUGAACAACAACAGAUUUAUCGGUUAAGUGCUUGUCAAUCGUACAGAGUGAGGAGAAUUUACGUCGGAACAAACGACGGGGCUGAUGUACAUUGGAUGGUUUGGCAAUUGGUAUAAAUAUGAAGCUUCACUGGUUUUCAGCUUCCCAACUUACUUGUUGAAUAUUUAAUUAGUCAAUUCGCUCUCUCAAGUCCCCGUUACGAUUUACUCUCAAAAUGCCCUUUGUUAAAGACUGUGCUUAUGGAAAAACCAAGGUCAAGUUUUUGAAAAAGGUCAUUGAUCCAAAAACAAAAGUGCAUACUGUGUACGAAAUGGAUGUGCAAACAUUACUUAAAGGUGAACUCGAAGAGUCGUACACCAAGGCAGAUAACCGCUGCGUUGUACCAACGGAUACGCAGAAGAACACAGUUCAUGUGUUUGCGAAGAAAUUUGAUGUAUCGGUUCCCGAGGUGUUUGCUGCGCAUCUAGCCAAACAUUUUGUUGACCGCUAUAGUCACAUUCAUGGCGCUGUAAUUGAUGUGUCACUUACUCCCUGGGUUCGCCUGCAAGUGAAUGGCACUGACCAUCCGCACUCUUUUAUUCGCAACCCUGGUGAGUGUCGUAAAACGCACGUUGAGUUUUCCGAAGGAAGUGGAUUUGAUAUUUGCUCUUCGGUUAAGGAUAUACUUGUUCUUAAGAGCACAGGAAGCGGGUUUGUUGACUUCCAUAAGUGCGAAUACACAACACUGCCUGAGGUAACGGAUCGUAUCUUUUCGACAAGUAUUGAUUGCACUUAUACUUUUGCGCACCAAGAUACGUAUGCAGCCGUAAGAACCUUUGACUAUAACAGUACUUACGAAAUCGUGAAGGAGAUCACUCUUCGCAUAUUUGCUCUGGACAAUAGUGAUAGUGUGCAAGCUACCAUGUACAAGAUGGCAGUCGAUGUGAUUGCGGCGGUUCCCGAAAUUACGGAAGUCUACUACGCUUUGCCUAACAAGCAUUACUUUGAAAUUGAUUUGGAUCCUUUCGAAGUUGCAAAUCACGGUACCGACUGUACUCUUUACCAACCGCAAGCAUAUCCUUCUGGUUACAUCACUUGCACUAUCGCUCGUGACUAAAGUUUGAGAAACAAACUCAGAGAGUGAGCACUAAUGUGCGGUUUCAUGUAUGACUUUAUAUUUUUCUGUAACACUAAGACUGUUGCUGCUAUUGCACCGAAUUUUGCUCAAUAUCACAUAUUUUAUCUUUGUACAACUUAACUAUAAAACUUAAUAUGUCAGUAAUUGAAUCUUGUAUCAUUAACA